This is a messenger RNA of Dermacentor andersoni, 4922 nucleotides long. RefSeq lists its product as uncharacterized. Gene Ontology annotation, molecular function: protein heterodimerization activity; structural constituent of chromatin; DNA binding. NCBI's taxonomy places the organism in Eukaryota, Metazoa, Arthropoda, Arachnida, Ixodida, Ixodidae. The record is from RefSeq and is a predicted model, not a curated record. Gene Ontology annotation, cellular component: nucleosome.
UCGGGUUUUUUCGCUCUUUGUCUCGAAGGACUUUUGCGUGAGCGGUGCCUCCUGCAAGACUGUCUUCCAAGUUCAACCAGCACCUCAAGAUCAUGUCACGAUCAAGCAGCAUGUCAAAACAGAGACCAGAGACGUCCGUUAGCUCGACGGCGGCGGAUGAGUCUAAUCACGAUGCUGACUCGUGGAGUCAUACUGAGUCGCCACUGCGUCGACGACGACAUUCUCCAACAACGUGUGCCUCAAGACCUCCAAGUGGCCACAAAAAAUCUAGGGGACAGCAUCGAAACACAGAGAAGAAGCAACUGAGUAAAACACGCUCACCUCGAAGGACGUCAACAAGAAAGGCUCGUCCACAUGAACUCUCCCACCAUGAAGAGCAUAAGGAGGAGAGUCCUGCUUCAUCCACAUCAGGUGUCCGAGUGAUGGUGCGUGGAUCUGCAGGACCUUCUAAUUUGCAGUCAUCAAAGCAGGGCAAACAAGCGAGUGCCAAACCCAAGGAAGGUUUGAGGCAGGCUGCAAACAACAAGGUGCUACAGGAGAUCCGCCGUCAUCAAGCAUCUAUUGCCACACUCAUCCCAAGACGUAGAUUUACAAUGCUGGCACAUGAAGUACUUGCACGGGUUACUGGCAAAAAGAACUUUAAAAUGCAAAAACUGGCAGUUGAAAUUCUCCAAAAGGAGACCGAAGCAGUAAUUGUCGAAGUUAUGGAAGCAAGUGACAUUAUUGCUAAGAACUCAAAGCGCAAAACUGUCACGCAAAAGGACUUCAUCGAUUUCCUUUCCAUUUUGAAAUGCUGUGGGGGAUUGCAAGAAAUCCUGUCGUAGAGGCAUUGUUUUGUUUUUAUGUUUAGGUGCAAAUUGCACAUUAUAGUAAAGGAUAUUUUUCAAGCUAAAACAUCAAAGGCUUAACAGUGUAACUUAGCUGCAAAGCACACCACUAAAAAAAUGGGCAGCUUUUUUGUAGCCAAAUGUCUUUGUGCCUAAGCCUCAAGGCAGAAGCAUAGCAUUCUGCUAUUAAGCACAUGAUUGCAGGUUCAAGUUCCGACUACAGCAGCUGCAUUCUGAUGAGAGCAGAAUGCAAUGCUCCUGUGAUGUGCUGUGGGUGCACAUUAAAGAACCCUAAGUGGUGAAAAUCGCACUUUCUCCCAAAAAAGGCAUAGUUAGAUUUGUAGGAUUCCUCAACUAACCAAAAAGCUCCUCAGCAAGUUUGGUCGCUAUCUGCAUGGUAUAAAACAAGAAAAGGAUAUUUUUUCACAUGAUGGUGGCGCUCGCUUGUCGUUGAAAGCACCUGCGAAUGCUGUUCUCAAAACAUGGCCUCAGAGCAUGAGAGAAACUGGAUGCAGAAUGGAUGCCCUCUUUUGAACAGCUCUUUGCACUUUUUAUCCAUAAUAGACCUAUCAAGGCUGCAGCAUAACACAUAGAAAAAGUGCCAGAGAAAAGUAAUAUUUUUGGCUGUGGCGAGCUGUGAUUGAGUGUCAAAGUGUAACUGACUCAGAUUGGUAGAUUACAAUCGAAUUACAAUCAGUGGAUACUCGGAGUACAAUCAGCACAAAGCCCUGCUUGAUGCCAGCAAGCCAUCGGAGCCAUGAACCCACCUUCCAGCCUUUAGUAGCAAUACUGUAAAAAAAAAGCUAGUGUGUCUCUGUACAAUAGGCUCAGUAAGCCAGAGCUCUUUGACCGAUGUUUAAGGACAUGGACAUGGAAUGCGAAUGAAUUAUUGAAUGAAUUACUAUGGAAGAGGUGCCCAAGGACGGAGUUCACAUCCCUAAAAACAGGGGAGACUGCAGCAACUUUGGCUGUGCUAGAGUUCAAUUAGGGUGCAUGCGCCAUCAAGAGAGUGCUCGAGAAGCUGGAGCUGUACUAUGGAGUCGAGGCACGGAAGAACUUUCAGCAAGCAAACAAGGAUUUCACGAGCACAGACAAGGGAACUGGACAGCUCUAAAGCUGAAAAAAAAAAGAAAACUAAGUGGUUGCCACCAGGCAGUGUCCUAAUGAAGAAGAGAGCCCAAGUAAUGUAGCAAGCGCCCUUGAUUAAUCACUAUUCACCGUAAAGUAAAGUAGCAUGUUCUGCAACCUUUGAACUGAUUUUUCUCAGUUUGCACUUGUUGGCAGAACAACACUUUUACGAAAAUCCACAUUACCUUUCCAAAACCUGAUUUAAAGAUAGUUUCUAGACUGAAAUUUUAUCAAGUACAAGAUGAGGUACUUUUUCAGUUUUCCAACACACAUGAAAAUAUCAGAUAUUUGACAUGUGGUAACACACAGACAAACUUGGUUUUCAAGUGAUGAGGUUUUUACAGAAAUUGCAUAAAUAAAAAGUGGCUGCUCUUGUCCAGCACUGAAGACAACCUAGAAAGUAUAUAUUCAAAGAUUAUCUCUAUUACUUUUGAAAUUAUAGUUUUUCUGAGCUGACACACUGAACUGCUCAAUAUGGUGACCAUAAUUUUUUUUUGUUUCCGAUAAGGUGAUGAAAUUUAAAAUGUUUCCUAAUGACAAGAAUAAAUUUAACAUAAAUCACUCCACAAUACUAUUUCAUUAAAAUCAGUUAAUCAGUUCAAAAGUUGACCCUUCAGCCUUUAUAUAGGCCCUUAUAUGGAAUAGGGCCUUAUAUUCAACAGCUUUGAAUUUCUGUAGCUUUUUGAUCUAGUGGACCCCAUUCUAUGGCCGCUGGUAUUGCGGCCAUUCUUGGCCAAUUGCCAAAAAUGGGUAUGUGCUACUAUAAGACAAGGGGUAUAGAAGCUUGAAAUGUAUUUACAUAUGUGUUGCACUUCUCACUGCAUACAAUUCACCUCAUCAUUCUUCGCUCAACAAGUAUCAUACAUUGCCUUCAUCCUCAUGGCAUCACUGUGCUGACGUCUCACACUGUGCAUCUGUCUGCUUUUGUCUUUGCAUUUCGGCAUAGCUUGUGAAUAGUGUAGUGCUAAAUAUACAUGUUGCACAGGAUGAAAAUAAAAACCUUUAGCUGUAAGGCAUUUAACUGCUUAAGAAAGCUUCAUUUACAUAGACUCUAAUAUGUGCAUUGGGUAUGCACAAUUUUUCUGAUAACAUCUGUGCCUACAUCAUGAAUGCUGCUGCAGGACAUGGUUUUGCUUAACUGCUAAGGUGAAGCAUUGAAAUACAUUGCAAGUAUAUGUAAUGAAAAACCAGAGAUCAAACUGUUAUUUUGAUCCCUGAUUCUCACCAUUUGUGGCAGCGAAGGUUUUAAAGACAGUGGUCACAUUUCUUGCAUUUUGUAAGCAAAAUGCAUGGCAGCUGUUGCCAUCAUCAGCAGCACUAUGUGCCAUCAGCUUGCCUGUGGUCAUAUCUCUCUGUGUACCUGGACUGCUGGCUGGACUGGAUUGCAGUCAGAGUGCAUGUGACCACUGCUCAUCUGAUCUACAUGUUGAAUGAAUGUGAAACACAUGUAGCUUGCUGCAUAUGGUACCCUAUGCGCAUCAUUGAGGUAGGGGCUGUGUGUGGUUUUAUCAGAUGGCACAAGAUGAAAGACAUUUACUAAGCCAUGCAAGUGAUCACCUAAGCACAAAAGGAGUGGCAACAUCUACUUCAGAAAAAAUGGCUUGUUAUUGCUGUUAAACAAAUUUUACGAAUAUGGCCUAGCCCCAUCAUACUGUCACGCUGUUAAAUAUAAUAAUUUCCAUCUUGAAACAUUAGCAGCAAGCAUUUCGAUGCAUGCUUUCCUAUUAAAGGGUGCAUACCAACUCUUUGAAAUAAUUACAUGCUAACGAUCGGUAAAAUACACCAUACCUCAACCAUAGUUUGAUAAUCAGUCGAUUGGGCCUGAAAAUGUUUUUACACUUAAUUUUUUUUUACAUCAUUGUUGCUGCAAUGACUCUUCUGUUUCACACAUGCAUAAAAAGUUUCUGUGUGUGCUGCUUUCAUGUGAUAAAACUGAAUAUGCCUGUAUAUGAAAGUUGUUUCUCUGGAUUAGACAGGGUGUUUCACGUAACUUGAAACAAGGAUUUAAAGGAAGUCGUUAACCGCAGCUCGGUGACACCAACAAGAUAUGGUUUGCCGUCAUGUAGCACUCCUCAAUAUAUUUGUAUUCUGCUUAAUUGGUUAAUUAACUGAAAUCAAUUAUACAAAAUUUUUAUAUUCACUUUAGGGCCAAGUGCAUUUCGUUACGUUGUUAGGGGGUGCAGGAAUCACUGAUUCUUUUCAGCAUUUAAAGAAAACUCACAAAAUAUGAAAUUAAAAAAAAAAUGAAAUAAAACCAUGUGACUGCGCUCAUGCGUUAUCGUAUUGCAGCGCUCUCAACCGUGCUUCGAGCCUAUCACUUAUCGGUGACGAUGGCGCUUCCUUUCAGUGUGGCACCAUCAAAGAUGUUGACAUACUGUUAAGCCAAUGCCUAGAGCCGCGGCCGUUUUGCCACGGUCUGCACGCACAGUUCUUUCGCUCGUAGCACUGUUGAGAGCGUUGCAAUACGAUAGCACAUAACUGCAGUUACGUGGUUUUAUUUUAUAUUUCGCAGGCUUUCUUUAAAUGCCGAAAAAAAAAAAUCGCCAUACAGCAUGUACUUUGCCACAAAAAAAUUUGAUUAGUCGUUUCUGAAUCCCCUCUACAACGUAACGAAAUGCACUUGACCCUGAAGUGAAUAUUCAAUAUUUUGCAUUAAUGAUCUUAGGAAAUACUGUAAGGAGCGCCACAUGACAGCAAGCCAUGUCAUCGGUUUCAUUCAGCUGCAGUUAACUACUUUGUUUAAAUCCUUGGUUCAAGUUAUGUGGAACACCCAGUAUUAGUAUGCAUAGUGUGCGAUGAAUUUAUGGAAAUAAUUUUUCCAUCUGUUAACAUUUUGUUUAGUAGUGUUUCUCCGUGAUGCUGCCCACUAUAGGAGCUAUUGUCUUGUCAAGCUACUGUCUGAUGCAGCUUUUUGCAACCGCCCUUUUCUUGUAUUUCAAGGAUAAAUAAACGAGAGUUGAUUUGAUA